AUAGGUAUAAAAUGUAUAUGUUAAACAACAGUUUAAAUAUCGCUAUAUAAUAUAAGCUGCUUUGUAGCCUGGGUCCUCCCUUUAGUGUGUCCUCUGGAAACACUUCUCCUGUCGUCCAUGCAGUUCGGAUAUGUUGUUUUCUAGCUAAUUUUUCCAUAUGUUUCAUUAAGCUGCAGUGUUUUGAACUGAAAGGGCCACAACACUACUCAGCUACACGUUGAACUUGUUGCGUCUCCAUAUUUUGCGUCAUAACAACAAGUCGGACCAGCUUUAAAAAUAACAGUGCAAGCCUUUUUGUUCUGUUGUGAUUACGAAAGGAAAAGUAGAUGCCAUGGGUUACAACAGACAGAGAGCUCAAUCAAACUACUGUCUCGCAUUCAUUUGUGUCAUUUGAGGUAUACUGUUUACUUUGGAAUUGUCAUCUUUAACUUCAAUACAAAAAAAAAUCACUUUCUUAUGUAUACACUGAGAUUUCACAAAAUGUUUGGUCAUGGAAAUUUGGUUUAAAGUGAAUGAAAAGUCAGGGAAAAGUCAUUGAAAUCCAUUAGUCAAAAUGUGUAUGAACGCUUUAAAUUGUAUUUCUUGUUUCUUAUCAGAUUGUGUCUUUAUCGUGAAUAUUAUUUUGCUUUUACUGAGGUUUUAAUGUUAUUUUUAUCAUCUAUAGUCUGUUGCAACUUCACAGGUGACACUGGAUUUACAAAAGAAACAUACACCCAUGGAAACCUGAAAAAUGACACCGAUUCUUCAAAGCUUGUAAUUUAAUUUACCAACAUUUUUUUCUUCCGGUGACCCUUCUGCCCCAAGUUUCAUUUGCAUUUUUCCCGUAGCAAACGAUGGUGUUUCUGAAUCAGCAUUUUUCCAGCAUCUUAAGACAGAGAGAGAGAGAAACCGGAUCAUCUUUUUCAUUGUGUGUGUGCUUGUGUGCAGAAGGCUACACCCAGCAGGAGAAAGAGGGCUGCAACAUUUUUUGCAUAUCCAAACACUUGGGACAGGUUUAAAGCAGGGAGUGUCCUCACAGCGGAGAUGCCACCCGGGUCAGGCGCGUUUCAUACCGUUUCCUCUCACGUACGGAUAGAAGGCGUCUGAUUUGUUGCAGAUAUGAAAUACAAAGUUGCUUUGAACCUUGUGGCUGGACUGAUUAUCCUCCUAAUAAUAUGGCAAAUCAACCCAUUUAAUUCUGGUGAUAUAGCAGCAGAACUUGAUGGAUAUGACGAAAAUGAUCACAGGAAACUAAAGGUGAAUGAAGAACUUUCAGGGUUGGAUUCUGCGACGGCAAAGUGCGGCGUCUCCAAACCCUGUCGGCCGGGUCACUUUGCCUUUCGCAUCCGGAGUGGAGCCGCUAAUACGAUCGGACCGAAGAUCUGCUUUGAGGGUAAAACUAUCAUGAGCACGGCGCGCAAUAACGUGGGAGGAGGACUGGACAUCGUGGUGGCAAAUGGUCAAACUGGAGUUGUGGAGAACGCUCGCAUUCUCAACGGAAGCCCGCAAGAAACCGUGUCAUUCCUGAGAGACAUUAAACCUGGGAUGAUUGUUCUGGUGGCCUCUUUUGAUAAUGCAAACGGAAUGACGGAUGAAAUCAGGAACAUAUUCUCCGGAAUGGGGAGCUCCAAGGCCAGGUCUAUCAAGUUCCGGGACAACUGGGUGUUUGCAGUAAGAACAGGGAUGGAAAGCACGCUGCACUUUGAGAAGAUAACUGUUACCGAUGACAAAAACAACCUUUAUGACGGAUGGCCAGAAACGGCGGAGGUGGAAGGCUGCUUCUCAAGUAUCGUUGGACAAGCAUACUUGGUUGAUGUCUGAAUGGAUGAACGGCAGGAAAAGACUUUUGUGUUGGACUUUUGAGACCAUUGUGAUGCCAAUCAAAUGUGUUACCCUCUUUCUCAAACUUAACAUUUUAAACUUGGUGUGGCUGUGGCUGCGGGGUUUAGCGGUCGUCCUCCAACCAGAGGGUCUGCAGUUCAAUCCCCAGUCUUUCCCAUCUGCACGCCGAAGUGUCUUUGGCAAGAUCCUGAUCCCCUUAAUGACCUCAGAUGUUAAAUACACUAGCUGUAAGUGGCACUUAUCCAAAUGAGGUGUAAUGUAAUGUGACAUCUGCUCCGCUGUAUCUGACAUGUCUCUUUUAUUGUUGUUGGGUUCUUUUCCAUUGAUCCUGAAGAUUCUGGAGAACUCUGAAUAUUUUUAUUGAAUUACUUAUUUAUUUAAAAAGUAAAAGUACAUCAGCAAAAAGUGUCUCUCCCCCCCACACAACUCUGUGCACUCUUUUUAUUCCAGCCACUGUUUUCUCUUUCCUCCUAAAGGCAGAGAAUUCUUGAACCAAAUGCAAACAAAGUCUUUAAAAAAUGAAGGCCUUGGCAGCACUGUGGAGAGUCUUGUGCCUCUGAGACUGUUUAUCCCAUCACGUCCUAUUAAUUCUUCUCCAAAGUGUGAGAUUUAGCCAAACAGCAGGACUCUCAGCUCAUCGACCAAACAGCAGCAGACUUAGACUUGUCGUCUCAAAUGCCUCUUGUCGUUCGCAUUUCAUCAGCCGUUUGCUGUUUCCGAGCUCGGGUGAAUAGAGAUGAAACUUUUAUACAAUUAUCACUUUUCUGCAGUUUUUUUUUUUUGGCAACUAAUGCAAAUGCAACAUUGAGACGUUAUCAUCCUGCUGAGAGCACAGAUUAUAGUUUAACACAACAUAAUCAUACAGGUAAAAAUAGAACAAACCGACUGAGCCCUUUUUUUUUUAUUCAGCGGUGGAAUAAUUCCGGUUUGACAACUGUUAACGCUUCAGCAAAUGCGUCACUCAGUGGGAGCAGAAAGUAUGCUGUGAUUAAUGAGAUUUGUUAUUAGUCAGCUUUGUGUUUGCAGGAAAAUCAAUUGUUAGCCCUGUAUCACACUACAUGACACAAAGCACAAUGUGUUAUCUCCGUUCAGUGAGACAUGCCUGACUGGGACUGAUAAGGAAUCUCAAAAUAUUCAACGUGGCAUGUUGAUUUCUGUACCAGUACAGUCAUCGGUCAAAUAUUGAUGUUGUGAGCAGGAGGUGCAAUAAUAAGAAAAGGGUCAUCAGAAGUCCUAAUGUUCUGCGAUGCUUUAAUUAGUCAGAAAUAAAGUGUGCACUGGUGAUUUUCAAAUAAAAUGUUCCCCCUGGAAGCAG
Molecule: messenger RNA, 3136 nt
Organism: Platichthys flesus (European flounder)
Lineage: Eukaryota; Metazoa; Chordata; Actinopteri; Pleuronectiformes; Pleuronectidae
Exons: 9
Coding region: 1099-1800 (233 amino acids)
Source: RefSeq, a predicted model, not a curated record